GAAACAGCAGAUCACAUUGUGACCGCACAUCUACGUCGAGUAGAACGUCAGCAGGCCCGAUUAGCAUCCGAUGUGAAAGAAGACACUGCAUUGGAAACUGAAAACGAGGCAGAUGACACCAGCUUACAACGUCUGCUUGUAGUGGCUCAGGAGAUCGCGGCAAGCACGACUCAAUUGGUGGUGGCCAGUCGGGCUCAAGUUUCCGACCGUAGCUCGUUUGGUCUAGCCAAGCUGCUAGAGGCAGGCAAAGAUGUAGGAAAGACGAUUAACCAUUUGAUUUCGGCAGUAAAACAGGUCAUGGACAGACGCGAGAAAGCCGACGGUAAUUAA
This is a messenger RNA of Protopolystoma xenopodis, 330 nucleotides long. NCBI's taxonomy places the organism in Eukaryota, Metazoa, Platyhelminthes, Monogenea, Polystomatidea, Polystomatidae. The record is from the annotation of a GenBank genome assembly.